AAGCAAGACAAGUUAUUAAAAGACUUGUCGUUGACAUGAUCAGGAAGCAAUAUUUACAAUAUUCCUGUUUACAGCAUCCGGUUGUUAGAUGCGAUCUGAUAAUCACGUGAUUGGUGAUUUUUGUAACCAGUACAGCUUCCAAAAUGUUUGCCGGAUGAACAGUCCUUACAAAAUUUCUAAUCAGGUUACAUUCUUUGAAAGUAUGUAAAAGAUUUGAAAGUUUGACAUCACUAGCUCAACGCCCUCUUGGUUUCCUCGAGCAGAUAUUAUAUAUGGACCAAAAGAUCAUACCAAACAUGGCGCUGCUUUGUUGCAAAAAGACCGUCAAUAUAUCUCAAAUAGAAGCUGCUCUAGAGAUCUUAGUUAGUCGACAUCCUAUGCUUAGAGUGACCAUUAAAAAAGACAAUAACGCUCCAUAUUUUAUAGAAAAAAGUCAUGUACCAAUAAAUAUCCGCGUGUUCGACACUAACAAUUGGUAUCCUGUAUCUCAAAACCAGUAUGCAGCACAUUUUGGAGACGAAUUACAUUUGUGGAGAUUCAAUUUAAUACAGAAUGAAAGAUAUAAUGAAGACAAUUUACUUCAUUUUGUAUUUUCAAUGCAUCAUAGCAUAGUAGAUUUUCCAUAUUCUUUUGUGAUUACUUUAGAUUUCUUAACGAUAUUGAAAGACAUUCAAAAUGGAUUGCAUACCACUCAAUAUGAAGAGUAUUUAUUUCCGGUUUCCGUGGAACAAGUAAAAGGUCUUGAGUAUAAGGAUACAACUUUUGAAGAAUCAGAUUAUAAUCUUUCAACCGUUCGAAUUUCUCCUACCGUUACAGCACUGCAAGCAUACGAAUAUUUCUUUAUGGAUGAAAUAAAGCUCUUAUCCUCAAGACCAAACACCAUAACCGCGACUAAAUGGCAAGUAGUAGACAAUCACCAAACUGAGAAUUUUUUUUCAAAAUGCAAAGCUGAAAAAGUUUCAAAAAAUGCUGCUAUAUUGGCAGCAUUAGUGACAUCUUUUGCCAAACUUUUGAAUUCAAAAGGAUGUACUGAUGACGUGGACAUUCAGUUUGCUUUUUGGACGAAUUUGCGUAGAUAUAUGGACAAUUGUGAUGAUUACUACGCAGGGUUAGCAGUCGUGCCAUGUCCAGUAUCAGUCAUAGUCAACACAAAACAAUCUUCACACAAAGUAUACUGGGAUAUUGCAAGGAACAUCCGUGACCAAACUGCAGCGGCAAUAAACAAUAGAAAACCAAUUCAAGUGUUACAGAAGGAUAUUCCUAGCUGGAUUAAAGAUGGUCGUACGAAAGGAAAGUCCAGUAAUGUCUUUUCACUAUCUAACGUUGAUCAAAUAGUUGUAAGAUCAGAUAUUGAAGAGAACUUCCGACCUUUAGAUUUUCAAGUCAUUUCAGAUGUCAAAAUAGAUUACUCCCCAAUAUUUUUAGUACUGACAUCUGUUUUAAAUGGCAAUUUAAAUAUAUCUGUCCAUUAUUCUUCACAAUAUACUUCAGAGGAAACAGCACAUACCUUUACCAGUAAUAUAAAGACUAUAAUUGAAAGAUGUAUCGACUAAAAUACUUUGAUUUUACUCUCCUAGCUGCCUAACCAAUUUCAUUCUUUCGUAUAAUUAUUUCAAACAAAGUUAGUUGCAAGUGACAACUUAAGGUUGUUUGGAAGAUUGUUUAACGCUCUGUAUUUUUGUUAUUUUUCUUUUUUGCUUAAUUUGGAUUAAAUUUGCUGUAAAAAUUAAAUAAGAAACUAUUCUUGUACACAUGAUUCUCUUGGCUUUAUUUGAUUAAACUUGGGGAAUAAAACGUAAAAAUGUGCCUAUUUUGGCAAAUACUUUUUGUUCGCAUUAUUCAUCAUAGCCCCCAAGCCAAGUACACGAUAGUUGUAAAAUUAGUUAACCUUGCUGUCAAUGGUAUAAGUGAGCUAAUUUUACGGUAUGACAUAGUGUUUUGUUAAGUUCAUUGUCGUUAAUGUGAUAAAGUAUUGUUACUGUGAUACGACUAAGUUUGUGGCAAAUUAAUGAAAGUUAGAAGUAAAUUAUGAGAUAGGUUUAACAUAAAUACUCUCACAUGCUAACAUA
Messenger RNA from Mytilus trossulus (common blue mussel), 2069 nucleotides. RefSeq lists its product as uncharacterized. NCBI's taxonomy places the organism in Eukaryota, Metazoa, Mollusca, Bivalvia, Mytilida, Mytilidae. The transcript has 3 exons. Bases 273 to 1553 code for a protein of 426 amino acids. The record is from RefSeq and is a predicted model, not a curated record. Gene Ontology annotation, molecular function: catalytic activity.